Messenger RNA from Schistocerca gregaria, 1162 nucleotides. RefSeq lists its product as uncharacterized. The transcript has 2 exons. Gene Ontology annotation, biological process: calcium import into the mitochondrion; mitochondrial calcium ion homeostasis. Gene Ontology annotation, molecular function: uniporter activity; calcium channel activity. Lineage: Eukaryota; Metazoa; Arthropoda; Insecta; Orthoptera; Acrididae. Gene Ontology annotation, cellular component: uniplex complex; mitochondrial inner membrane. Bases 2 to 1162 code for a protein of 386 amino acids. The record is from RefSeq and is a predicted model, not a curated record.
UAUGAUGACCUUCGCAGCAAGAUGUUAUUUGGGCAGGAAAAUGUUUACAGGGAACCAGAAAAUAAGCUUGUCAACGUAUAAAAAUUUAAUAGGUGUAAGAAAGCCAAGACAAACUGGCCUGACGAAAGGCUAUCUGCUAAAUUGUGCCCAAUGCAUAAACGCCUUGGGAUUGUACCAACAAAAGUUGUACGCAGCCUUCAUCAUACGACCAAUGGUCUCUUCAAGUCGCGCAUAUUCGACAAUUUCAGAAAUACAAGUCGAGUUCGACUCAGAACACUAUAAAUUUACCAUUACACUCCACGAAGAGAUACAAACAAUAUGCCUGAAAGAAGGUCAAAAAGUCAAGCACUUAAUCGAUGCCAUAUGCAAAGCAUAUCCAUCUACUAAAAAUUUGAUGGUGCUUUCAGCUUCAAAAGAACGGCUGGCUCUAUCUUCACCUAUUACAGUCAUGGUCGAUGGCAACGACGCCUACACAUUAGAAAUAGAUAAUAUCUCAUAUCCAGUAAAACCAGUGUGCGCUAUCAAACAAUCACAUGCGGAUUCUCUGACGGCACUAAAAAAAAACCAAACUCUGCAAAAUUGCUAUGAUUAUGUCGAAAAACUAAAAAGCCAAAAUGUUAAAAAAGUGGCACUGGAAGAUUACUUAAUAUUUACCAAAAACGAGGGAUUAGACACCAAUGACUCCCUCGAAUGCCUUCAUACAUUGCACAGUCACGGUGUCGUGUUGCUUUUUCAAAAUCACCCAGAACUCGGCAACACUAUUAUUCUAAAUCUUGAGGAGAUCUCAACGACCUUGCUGCACUCUCUAGAAUCACUAAGGCAGCAUCACUCAACUCCAGAAGAGACAGAAAAAUACAUGUUGGAAUCAGAGCAACUAGGUAAGCAAUAUCGCAUCAAUGCGGAAAUAAAGGCAAAAAAAUACACUACAUUCUUCAUGUACGUCAUCCUAUGCGGUCUGAUUUUCCAAUCUCUACUAUUCGCACGCCUCACAUGGUGGGACUACUCGUGGAAUGAAAUAGAGCCCAUAACCUACUUCGUGUCUGUCAUGGAAAUGAUCAUGCUUAGGUACCUGUACUACCUUAUCAGAAGAAAAGACUAUUCCAACAGAGACUUGAAUACCUGGAUUUAUGAUAUUUGCAUUAAGCGACAAUUGAAGAAAUAA